Phyllostomus hastatus (greater spear-nosed bat) is the source of this 2339-nucleotide messenger RNA. RefSeq names its product MKS transition zone complex subunit 1 (gene MKS1). Bases 49 to 1728 code for a protein of 559 amino acids. The record is from RefSeq and is a predicted model, not a curated record. Gene Ontology annotation, biological process: cilium assembly. Lineage: Eukaryota; Metazoa; Chordata; Mammalia; Chiroptera; Phyllostomidae. Gene Ontology annotation, cellular component: MKS complex. The transcript has 18 exons.
CUGGGAGCGGCGCGCUUUCCGGCGGAGUCGCGGCGCGUUGCGGCUGUCAUGGCGGAUGCCGUCUGGAACACUGACACCGGGGAGGCUGUAUAUCGCUCUCGGGACCCCGUGCGCAACUUGCGCCUCCGAGUCCACUUGCAAAGAAUCACAUCAAGCAACUUCCUCCACUACCAGCCUGCUGCCCAGCGCGGGAACGACCUCAUAGACUUGGCCACUUUCAGGCCCCACCCAACCGCCAGUGGACACCGCCCAGAUGAAGAGGAAGAGGAGGAGGUCUUGAUUGGAUGGCAGGAGAAGCUCUUUAGCCAGUUCGAAGUAGACCUGUACCAAAAUGAAGCAGCCUGUCAGAGCCCUCUGGAUCAUCAGUACCGUCAGGAGAUCCUAAAGCUGGAGGAUUCAGGUAGAAGGAAGAACCGACGAAUCUUUACCUACACUGACUCUGAUAGAUACACCAACUUGGAGGAGCACUGUCAGAAAAUGACCACCGCAACCAGGGAGGUGCCAUCAUUCCUGGUCGAGCGAAUGGCAAAUGUCAGGCGGCGCCGGCAGGACAGGCGAGGGAUGGAGGGUGGCAUCCUCAAGUCACGAAUUGUCACCUGGGAACCCUCGGAAGAAUUCAUCAGGAACAACCAUGUCAUCAACACCCCUCUUCAGACCAUGUACAUCAUGGCAGACCUGGGGCCCUAUGGCAAGCUUGGCUAUAAGAAUUGUGAACAUGUCCUCUGUACUCUGAAGGUGGACAGCAAUGGUGUGAUCACAGUAAAACCUGACUUCACUGGUCUCAAAGGACCCUACAGAAUUGAGACCGAGGGGGAGAAGCAGGAGCUGUGGAAGUACACCAUCGACAACGUGUCCUCCCUCGCGCAGCCGGAGGAGGAGGAGCGGGAGCAGCGUGUGUUCAAGGAUCUCUAUGGCCGACACAAGGAGUACCUCAGCAGCCUGGUGGGCACCGACUUUGAGAUGACGGUCCCCGGCACCUUCCGGCUCUUUGUGAACGGAGAGGUAGUUUCAGCCCAAGGCUACGAGUAUGACAAUCUCUACGUGCACUUCUUUGUGGAAUUACCAGCUGGUAAUUGGUCAAGCCCAGAGUUCCAGCAGCUCUCGGGAAUAACACAGACCUGUGCCACCAAGUCCCUGGGAAUGGACAAAGUAGCCUACUUCUCUUAUCCAUUCACAUUUGAGGCCUCCUUCCUCCAUGAGGACGAAUCAGCUGAGGCUCUCCCGGAGUGGCCUGUGCUCUACUGCGAGGUCCUCUCCCUGGACUUCUGGCAGAGGUACCGUGUGGAAGGCUACGGGGCUGCGGUGCUGCCUGCCACUCCAGGCUCUCACACCCUGACGGUCUCCACGUGGAGACCCGUGGAGCUUGGCACAGUGGCUGAACUGAGGAGGUUCUUCCUUGGUGGGUCUCUGGAACUGGAGGACCUGUCCUAUGUGCGGAUACCAGGAACCUUCAAGGGGGAGCGUCUGAGCCGUUUUGGGCUCCGUACAGAGACCACAGGUAGCGUCACCUUCCGCCUGCACUGUCUGCAGCAGUCCAGGGCCUUCAUGGAGUCGAGUUCUCUCCGGAGAAGGAUGCGGAGUGUGUUGGACCGUCUGGAAGGAUUUAGCCAGCAGAGUUCCGUUCACAAUGUGCUGGAGGCCUUCCGUCGCGCCCGGCGCCGCAUGCAGGAGGCCCGAGGAAGCCUUCCCCAGGACCUAGUGAGCCCCUCGGGAACCGUGGUCUCCUAGCUUGCUGCAGCGCUGUCCCUCUGGGCAAGAGGACACGGGGGGCGAUAGCCACGGCCGGUGCUCUCCCACCUCCUCACCUUUCUUAUUAGAGCCGUUAUUGGAGACGUGCCAAGAACCGGAAGAGCUGAGGAAACCCCAAGCCAGCCCCUCUGCCUAGUCUGCAGGGUUUCCUCCCUGCCACGUGGCAGUUAACCAGAGACCCCAUGGCCCGCAUAUUCAUGUUUCAGCCACUGCAAGUGGGAGGCACAACAAGACAGGGUUUCUGCUUUGAGACUGGUUUGGGAUAACCCCAUAGUUAGUUCCGUCCUCAGCACAGCCUCUUUUCUGGCUUGCCUCCCAGACACAGUAGCUGUGGGCUGUGGGUGCCUCCUCCCCCACAACCUCUUUACAAGUGGAGCCUCAAGAAAGGGGGAAAGUGAGGGAGACCUCCCAUUCCCCGCCCAGGAGUCUCAGCCUCUUCUCUGCAGAGGGGCUUCGUCCUACUGCUUGAGGCUCGUUGCAUUUGAGAUACUACUGUUUCUGGAGCAAAUGAAGGCUGCAGGCAGUUUCCAGUGUGUUCUGCUAGCUGGGUAGUGUCUUUUAUUGUGUAUUUUAUACAUAAAAGCUUUUUA